UUUUUUUUCAGAAAAAGAAGAAUACUGCAAAGCAACAAUGCUUUAAUGUACAGUAUUAUUCCAGCUAAUCACCAUCAGGUAUAAGAGAAAACAAGACAUGGAAUGAUGUUACUAUUUCAGUUAUUAUUACAAUAUUUACUAACAUUAUAUAUGGAUUUCAGGGGAAUGAAUGCACAAUAUAUCCACUUCAAUGCAGGCCAGAGUCUGCUGUGGUCUCCUCCUUCCUACCAUUGGUGUCUGCUCUUUCUUUGUGGUUGUUUUAAUUUGAGUUUAGGAUGGCGGGUUUAAAAUGCUUUCACAGUAACUUGUCUUCAUUAACAAACUCAUCAUUCUCAUCAGCUAGUGAGUUUAUGGUUUCAGCAUCAGAAACACAAUCUCAGACUGAACACACAGCCCACCAAUAAUACUGAACCAGGUGUUUACUUCUGAAUGUCAUGAUGUACCUUAUGUUCAUAUGUAUAUCAUUUUUGGAUCAUGGACCAUAUUCAUAUUGACUUAAUGACGCAGUCGGUAAUAUGCAAAUUAUGUAAGCAGACAAAUACACAGACAUAGAGGAAGUGAAUGUGAUAAAGAGGCUAUAAAGUAAUAAACAAGUGAGGUGAUGCUGAAUAAAGAAUGAGAGCAGAUAUAAUAAUCUCACAGUCUGAAGCUGCAGACAGAAACACCCGUCUUCUGAACGUGUCCUCAGAAAUGGACCCCACUCUGUAUUUCAUUCUUCUUCUCUCUGCUCUCUGCUCCGUAUCUGAAUGUGUUCAGCGUCAGUAUCACUUUAUAAAUGAGAGGAAGAACUGGACUGAAGCUCAGAGAUACUGCAGAGAGAAAUACACAGAUCUGGCCACCGUUGAUGACAUGAACGACAUGAACGAGAUGAAGAAGAGUCUGAAUGAUGGAGGUGUUCAGCUCGUCUGGAUUGGUCUGCAGAAGACGGGUCGUGAUGAAUGGAGGUGGUCUUCAGGUGAACCUGCUCUCUAUCUGAACUGGAAACCUGGACAACCUGAAGGCAGAGAUGAUUGUGGUAUGAUGACAAAUGGAAAAUUUGAAGAUUUGCCAUGUAGUUCUAAUAAACAUUUCAUCUGCAACAACACAAACACAGUACUGUUUUUGGUCGAUCAGAAGAUGAACUGGACAGAAGCUCAGAGUCACUGCAGACAUAAUCACAUUGAUCUGAUCAGUGUGAGGAACCAGGAGGAGAAUCAACAGCUUGAGCAGUUCAUUAGUGAUAAUAAACCAUCUGAUUCAUAUAUCUGGAUCGGUCUGUUUAGAGUCAGAGACUCCUGGCAGUGGUCAGAUCAGAGUAACUCCUCAUUAAGAUACUGGAGAGCUGGUGAACCUAAUAAUAGUGGAGGUCAUGAAGACUGUACAGCUGUUGAUCAGAAAUCUCGGGGACAAUGGAUUGACGUCUCUUGUGACAAACAAUAUCCUUUUGUGUGUCAUGAAGAUAAACUGAUUGUGAUCAGAGAGAAUCUGACGUGGUCUGAAGCUCUGAGAUACUGCAGACAGAAUCAUGUGGAUCUGGUCUCGGUUCAUUCAGAAGAGAUUCAGCGUCGUGUGAAGAACGUGGUUAAACUGGCGUCUACUGCUGAGGUGUGGAUGGGUUUACGUCAUGCCUGUAUUUUGGACGCCUGGUUCUGGGUGAGUGGAGAGACUGUGUGUUAUCAGAACUGGGCUCCAGGGAACGGAUCUUCAGAUGAGGACUGUAAAGACUCAGUGAGAUCUGGAGCAGUUCAGUCUGGAGGAGAUCCACGCUGGAUCAGUCUUCCUGAAAACACCAAACUCAACUUCAUCUGCAGCAGAUACUAAGACUGAAAGAUAAACAGAACUUUAUUAUAAAAUGCCUGUGUUCCUUUAACUUCAUUAAUCACUUAAUUAAUAAUUUUCUAUAUAAUAAUUUCUAACACAUAUCCGAAGUUUAAAGUCAGAAAUAAGUACAUCAGUGCAGUUUCCAAAAUAAAUAGAGGUGUCACACAUGUGGACUCUUUUGUUGUUGUUUUGUUUUCUCCCAUGUGCUCUGUGUGCCCUACUUUCUGUUAAUCACCUUAGUGUGUUCACCUGUGUCUAGUUAAUUUUGUGAUUUCCUGUGUGUAUUUAAGUUCAGUUUGUUUGAAUUCAGUUGGUCCAACUUUGUCUUUUAUAUGUAUGGUUUAUGGUUUGCCUGCAUGCAUGCCUAUUUGCAAGGAUAUUGUUUAUUUCGUUUUUUGGAGAUUAAAAGAUUUAUGUUUGUAGCA
Molecule: messenger RNA, 2225 nt
Organism: Puntigrus tetrazona (Sumatra barb)
Lineage: Eukaryota; Metazoa; Chordata; Actinopteri; Cypriniformes; Cyprinidae
Product: macrophage mannose receptor 1-like
Exons: 5
Coding region: 616-1800 (394 amino acids)
Source: RefSeq, a predicted model, not a curated record